AUGGGCUCGGACGACCGGUGGAAGUGGGUUAGGGAAGAUGGGGUAUGUUUCAAGUGCUUGAGCAGCAAGCACCGACGUAUACGCUGCAAAGCCAAGAAGUGCGGCGUCGACGGCUGUAACGCCCCCCACCACGCUCUUCUUCACACCCGUAAGGCCCGUACGCCUGCAGCGUCGGUUAAACCGGACGAAACCGUGCUCGUCGCGUCGAGUGUUAGCAGUAGUGCGUCCGUAUUGUUAAAAGUGUGUCCGAUAACCGUGCGCGGACCACGCGGAAAGGAAGUGAACACGUACGCGCUACUUGACGAAGGCUCUACGAUAUCGCUAAUCGACGACGAUUUAGCUCGCGAGUUAGGAGCGGAAGGACCGAUAAAGCCGCUCAAUAUUAAAGGCGUAGGGAACAGUCAACGCGAGGCUAAUAGGAGAUUAGUCAAUAUAGGGAUACGUGGCAAGACGCGCAGCGAGAUGUUUAACAUAAACGCGCGAACAAUAACCGACUUGAAGAUAGGCUCGCAGUCCGUGAGUAGGGAGUGCUUACGAUUAAAGCACUUACGUGACUUACCGAGUUCGGUGUGUUACGACGACGCGAAGCCAAGACUGCUAUUAGGCGCCGACAAUUGGCAUUUGAUAAUUACCCGUGCUUUAAGGAUAGGACGUCGAAGGCAGCCUAUAGCCGCACGAACGUUAUUAGGAUGGGUAAUUCAGGGAACCGUGCCGCGGUUAACGUGUAGGGAAGACGGCGAGACCGUAUUGCACAUAGAGAGCGCUAGCGGACGGUCAGAUAGGGACAUCCGAACGUUUGCCAGUCGGGACGAGGAGCUAACGGAACUCCUCAAACGGCAGUACGAGAUAGACUCUAUAGGUAUCUCGCUGAAGAGUAGGCCGCGACGGGACGAGGAGCGCGCUGUCGACAUAUUCCAGCGCACCGUCAAGAAGGUCGGCGAGCAAUACCAAGUGGGACUGCCAUGGAAGGACGACAACGUGCGGAUGCCACCCAGCUACGAGAUGGCAGCGCGAAGACUACGGACGAUCGAGAGGAAGAUGGACCAGUCGCCGGAGUUUCGUGACGCCUACACAGCCCAGAUAGACAACCUCCUGGCGAAGGGAUACGCAAGGGAAGCCGAAGGGACAGAGCGAGAGGAUCCCAAGAGCUGGUACCUGCCACACUUCGCAGUACGGAAUCCGAACAAGCCGGGGAAGACGAGAUUAGUGUUCGACGCGGCAGCGCGCGCAUCCGGCAGAUGCCUUAACGAUUAUUUACUCGACGGCCCCGACUUAUUACGGAACCUACCGGGCAUACUGUUUCGAUUUAGGGAAAACGAGAUAGCGGUGUCCGCGGAUAUUAGGGAGAUGUUCUUGCGUGUAAAGAUCGACCGUCGCGACCAGCCCGCGCAGUUGUUUCUUUGGCGAGGAGACGAGCGACACAGCCCACCGCGGUAG
Molecule: messenger RNA, 1437 nt
Organism: Parnassius mnemosyne (clouded apollo)
Lineage: Eukaryota; Metazoa; Arthropoda; Insecta; Lepidoptera; Papilionidae
Source: the annotation of a GenBank genome assembly